Molecule: messenger RNA, 13656 nt
Organism: Dermacentor andersoni
Lineage: Eukaryota; Metazoa; Arthropoda; Arachnida; Ixodida; Ixodidae
Source: RefSeq, a predicted model, not a curated record
UCCUUCUUCAGCUGCUUCAGCUGGCGGCGAGCAUCACGGUUUCUCUUUUUGUUUAAUGACGCUAACUGCCCCAACGUGUCGCCGUGGUUGCCUAGCUCACUGAGCGUCUGCUCGUGGCAGGGUCGGCAGCGGCGCUCCUCCCACGCAGACACAGACGACGCGCGGAAAUCAUGGCGUCUGCUACACUUUUGCUGGCCUCGCUCCGCUUUUUGUGAGAAAUUUUCUCCUGUGACUGUGCUCGUAGCGCGAACGGUGCGGUGUUUGUCGGCCCAGUCGACGCGUAAUUACUUGUCGUGGAGGGGCGUGCGCGACAAAGUUCGCGAUGUCGAAUCCUGCGUCGCCCGUGUCGCGGACUUCGACGGCGCCAAGCUCCGGUCGCGCGUCGCCGGCCCCGGCCCCGGCGCCCAUGCCCGCCUCCUGCCCCGUCGCCAACGGAAACGGACCCGCGUUGCGCCGUGCCAUGCUUCGCCAUUCGUCCAUCAGCAGCGUGGAAUUCUACGACGUCGCGUUCAAGGUGAUGCUGGUGGGCGACUCCGGUGUGGGCAAGACGUGCCUGCUGAUCCGCUACAAGGACGGCUCGUUCCUGAGCGGAGCCUACAUCUCCACCGUCGGCAUGGACUUCAGGAACAAGGUUGUGACCGUAGAUGACUACAAGGUCAAGCUGCAGAUAUGGGACACGGCCGGCCAGGAGAGGUUCCGGAGCGUCACACACGCCUACUACAGGGACGCACACGCGCUCCUGCUUCUCUACGACGUCUCGAACAAGACCAGCUUCGAUAACACGAGGGCGUGGCUGGGCGAGAUCAACGAGUACGCGCAGGAUGACGUGGUCAUAAUGCUCAUCGGCAACAAGGCCGACAUCACGCAGGACCGCCAGGUGCGCACCGAAGACGGAGAGAGGCUCUCCAGGGAGUACGGCGUGGCCUUCAUGGAAACUAGUGCCAAGACAGGCUGCAACGUGGAACUGGCCUUCAUGGCCGUGGCACGGGAGCUGAAGCAGCGGGCGUCCCGGUCGGUGCACGGCGCCUCGGGCCGCUUCAACAUGACCGAGUACAUUCGCCAGGAGAGCCAAGCGAAGCCCAACGGCUGCUGCAGUAGUUAGGGAUGGCGCGUCAAGCUCCGGCUGCCCUUCUAGCACCCCCAGCAAACUGCGCACGCCGCCCCGCACCCCUCCCGACGACCCUGGCACAGAUGCCGGCCGCCACGCCGCUGGUAGCGCCGAUGCCGGUACUGGAACUGCUGACUUCGGCGCUGUCGCUUCCGGGGCUGCCGAAAGCGCCGGCCAAGUUCCAGCACCAGCGACGCCGCUUCCCGCGCUGGCUCUGGCGGAACUACUGCCGGCCGGAACCGCUCGGCUGGCGCUGCGUGGUUUGGGGUAAGGCAGUAGCGCGGUUCCGAAUCGCAGCGACACCAGCUCCGGGACUGCCGCUGCUGCUCGCCCAGAAACCAUCCGCCUCACUUGUGACGCCGGAAGUGCCACGAUCACCGCGGACUGGUUCAAGCACUGCCUUUAUUUCCGCGCCCGCCGGUGGCCACAGCCCUCGCGGUCUGACUCGAUCGCCGCGCAGCCAGUUGGGCUCUCGUUUCUCCGCUGGGUUUGGCAGCCCGCCAUAUAUGGGCCGUGCCUGUACGCGAGCGGGCAGCACUCCUGCCGAAUGCGUGGCCGCGGGUGGGCAGCUUUCGGGUUUGCCCACUGCGCAGGGAGGCAUUUCGAGCGCCGCCUAGCUGUACCCUAGCGCGGUCGGCCUCCCCGGACUGCGCUUCUGGUUCGGCAGCCGAGAUGCCACGCGAGCCGAGGGGAAUUUUCCUUGCGUGGAGCUGCGUCCAAGUAUGGACGCGGCUACCUUGGCGGUUAGAGGCCUUGAAUCGUGACUGUUGGUGCGGCUGCAUUUUCCGUCGUUUAACUCACUUAAAGACUCUGACUGGCUGCGCGGUGGUCACGUGGCCGAAAAGCCGUGCGCGCAAGCUCAACGUGCGCGCGCCUUUGUUUAAUGCCAAUGAGGCGGCAGACGCGCGCAGGGGCUUGUGCUCUUCUGUUUGUGCCCCCUCUGUUGACCUACCCUAUAAUAAUCACCGCGCCUGUAUAUGCGGCAGCAGCAGCAUCAGCAGCAGAUGUGGACUGAAGCUUGGACUCUGUUGGACUGUGUGCACGUGUGUAUGUGUGAGUGUCUGUUUGCGGAAGCCGAUCAAGUGGCUUUUAUUCUCGACUACAAUUGUCGAAACGGCAGCAGGCGAUAAUUGCGCCGACGAAGAAGCUCCUGCGAAGCGCGUUUUGUUGCGUAUGUGUUAUGCGUUUCGCUGCAAACGAAAUCUCACGGGGUGCCAUAAAUAGCGAGGUAAAAGGCAAUUAAGCCGUUUUUGCUGUCUUAUUGGUUGAAAUAAGAACGCGGCCGACUCUCAGACAGGUCCGCCAUAUGCUCCUGCAGGUCAGUCUUUUUCAGUAUCUGCAUUAAAAGUUUUACCAGAGCAUUAAAAAGAGUAUUCAGUUACUCUGGUUUUACGUUCAGAAGUUUAGCGGCUAGUGUAAGACAUGUCGCAAAUUAAUCAGUUGUUCAUAUCUUUAGCUUUUCGCAGAGCAGAGAUUCUUUCACUUCGAAGCUCGGGUGGUUCAUACUUGCAGUGAAGCCACAGCCGCCGCCGCCGCCGCCACCGCUGAUGGUUUAAAAUAAAACGUGGGUAACAAAAAUUAACUCAGGUGUGAAACUUCGCCACAGGAGAACCACAGUUUCCGGUCCGUGUGUUCCUGAGCGUCGGUCACUUCGCGUCUGAUGGAUGGCGGGUCUCGGACGACAACAGCGUGAUCUCUCACGCCGAGCUUGCCUUCAUAAUUUUGACGAAGACUGCACUUAGGCCGCAAACGGCUGGCGUAGCGGACUGCGAGGUCUAUAGCUGACAUCGGUUCAGCAAGGCCGUGAUCGAUUAAGAAACAUUGGACACUCAGUAUUAACGUUAUCGUGCCGUUGAGCCAGUUAUACACUGUGCUGUUCAGUUCGUCUUCCAUGUACAAUGUCAACGUGAAAAAGAACCGUGGAGACAUGCCCCACAAUUGCGUUCUGUUUCUUUUUUUUUUUCUUUUUUUUUUUAGCUGUGUCACGUUUUCAUCCGAGCAACUCUGCUAGUUCGGGCUCUUGUUGCACUCUGUUUACUACGUCACCAGGCAGCAUGGGUGUGCAAACUUACUUCCACUUGUCAUUUUAUAGCGGGGAUUCCGAUGCACAAUUAGGAGCCUGUUAUUUUUCCGGUUCUGGCAAAGUCUGCGCCUUCCUGUUAUCCGCUUUCGGUGUUGCUUUCACGUGCAAAUGGUGGUGUCAUUUUUUCCAGCGUUGAGAAGGAAAAAAAAGGCUGGUCUUUACGACCGUACGGUUAGGGUAUAGUCCUUGCGCGCAAUAUUAACUCGAAUCAUGGUUGUGCUGUAAACGUUAUGCACAGAGUACCUCUUUCCUUGAAACCUCAGUCGUGGUUUCAUUCGGUGCAGCUGCGUGGAUGAAUAACCACCGCACGAGGCAGUGCAUUCACUCCCGACGACUUGGUUUCCUAGCGAUUCUACGCCAUGCUCGAUUUCGGAACAAACGGGCUGGUUCGGGCUGACGGCACACCCCCGCUUGUGCUUCCUGUUAUUCACAGUAGAGGUACCGCACCAAGCUCCAUGCGGAGGUCACUGAACUGCACGACCAUUGUACGUUGUUUUCAUUAUAGUGCGAAUGCGGAGCGGAGUGGUUCCGCGAUGUUGCUCUAACUGUGAGUGUUCAAAUAGUACGUAUACAGUACACAACGGUGCUCGGACUGAUCUCGUCGUGCUCACCUUAUUCCCUGCGCAUUACGCUUUCAUUUCAACGAAGUCCUAGAAUGCACGGUGCGGCACCUGUCGGCAGAUCCCGCUUGCUACUAGGGUGAACGGACGCGACAGCGAUGUUAUGGUAUAGCGAUCUCUUCAACUGGUUGCAUCACUGUAACAUCGUUCUGCGCCACGUUGAUGCCUCUGUGCUGAUCAUGAAAUGAUGUUCUAGAAUGUUGUAUGGGACACGAAAAAUGCCGAGUGUUGGGUGCCAUUAGACCCGAUAGUGUGUUACAGCUUACGCACUAAAUGCGCGUUUACAUGCUGACAGAUCGUUUAGUGGAACACGAGGCGACCGUGUAGGAUAACAGCGUCCUUGUGGUCACGAUAACUUCAUAGUGGAGAGCAUGUGCGAGCAGGCUUUGUUUCCAUGGCGCUGCUGAGUCGAGUAGAUAAAUUUUAUAACAUAUCUGCACACUUCUCGGGAGCACUCAGUUCCGGGAUUCGAACAAUCAUGCGUGAGAAAAAUCUCAGGCUGUAUUGCUCCCCACUAUUCUCGUGCUUCAUCUGGAGUGUUUCUGGCAAAAACGAUAUACAUCCGGAUGUCGCCACAGUAGAUUCUUUUUUUUUUUUUUUUGAUGUAUAAAAAUGUUCACUUUUCGUGCAUUGCGCGCGAGUUCCCGAAGCUGUCACUUGCAUUCACCCCCGUCCUCAUCGACAUGGCGUGUGUGUCGUCUUUCUGCACAGUGAAAAAUUCAUAAACGCACCGCUAGCCGAUACAUGGGAGACCAACGAGUGUACGAUGUUGUUGUGGUGAAUUUUUUUUUUUUUUUUUUUUUUGUCCAGGUGUAUUUUUUUUUUUUUUUUGUAACUGUGGAUGUAGUGUGUACCGUCGUCAUACUUGAUCGGCGCCUUGUUCUCAGCGAUGUUCUCUUGGCUGCUACGUGUGACGUGUCGCAGUCCGCGGUAAUCGGUCGUGCAGUUCGCGUGCUACGAAAUGCUUACAAAGAGGCCGUGCUUAACUGUCUGGACGGACUACGUCGCGCCUAUCGCGGCACGAACGAGUGAAUGCAGCCUUGCUCUCGGUUGCCGACCGAAACCGUUGAAUUGCGGCUCUUGUGACAGAUAGCGCCACCUGGGUUUUCAGGCAUGGCGGGCGCGUUUGCAGCGCUCCGGUGUGUAUGUUUAACCUGGUUUAGCGCUGCCUACAAGUUCAGGAGUUGUGUGCGCAGGACACGAUGUUUGCUUUGUCAAGUAUGGACCCGCGACUGCAAGGCAAGCGAAGCCUACGCACAUCAAGCCCAAGCACGACAGUGCAGCAUUGAGGGGAACCGCUCACUUGGGUUCCGACAUCGAGUGCAAUCUUCAAAGUGUUAAUCACAAUUUUUUUUAACCAGGACUUCUUGCGUUUUCGAGAAUGUGCAGGUUGGGACAUUACUGAAGUGUGAGCAAACCGCGUUUGGCUGCUGCGAUGUUCUCGAUCAGGGUGUCGCGCUCGGCGUUCUGAUGAUACUGAUCAGUCGCUGUGGGGCUUGUCUGCUCAAACGCGCAUUCCUCAUCUCAAAUUCAUGCGAACACGUAACCAUACAUGGCCUUUACGUGGUAGAUCUGGAAGCUAUAUAUGACUCACAAGCCUACGAAAAUCUGCUGUGCCGGUUGCCGGUUGUUGAAAAGUUCAGCAGCAUUAGAAUGAAUUCAGCAGCAGUAAAAUGCAAGGUGGCCGGCAAAUAGCCGCCGUUUGGGCUGGUGUAAUGUAGAGAUUCGAUUUCCAUGUUAUUCCCUUUCUCACCGCAACUAUAUCACUACUAUAUCGGUUAUCACCGGGAUCGGCCGGCCGUAAACGGCGGCUGAUUAGAAAAAGGAAUGGAGUCGCGCAGAUGAUUCGUUACAUUGUACCAGCCCUGUAUCCCUCGAGCCUGUGUUGCUCUCGACAUCUCAAAUUCUAACUGCCUGAAGUUUUUUUUAUCCUUUCAAACGCGCUUAACAUUCCUUUUUAACCUUGGGUGGCGCUGAUAUUGUGUUGUCAUUGCCUGUGAUGACGUCUGCAUAUAAACUUGCUUGAAGAACGAUGUCACUUGCGUGAAACCAAAGGAAAAUAAUCCCGGGUUGCAUGACAGUGAAUCAUUUGGUUCCGUGAGCACUUUUACAGGGAAAGUUUCUAUUUCAGCAAGUUCGUUCCAGUUGCUUCGCGUGUUCAGUAUAGCGGCAGCGUCCAUAGUAGCGCUACCGAUAGGAUGUAUGGUGGUUACGUGGCUGAAGCUUGGUCGUACAACAAUUGGUUCGAACAUUCACGGGGAGAAGUCCGUGCUAGUAUUUAUCAGGUGCUGCAGCUGCAAACGUUUGGAGAAAACAUUUAUGUAAGGCAAGCGACCUUCAUCAGGCCAUCUAUAGUCGCAGGAGCCAGAUUGCGUUUGCCGUAUAGCUAGAGCGCGUGGCGCAGUAUAGUCGUCGCAUGCUGAACUGAUUUCAAGGCAAAGUUGGCGUCGUUCAACUUGCCGAUGUCCGCGGAACUCGAGUGAUCACUUGUUUGCUGAACUAACAAGUUUAAAGCCAUCGUGUUACACGAUGUUGAAAAGUCUGAACUGUGACACUGUAAGCGGCCCUGUGCGAACCUGCGAACCGCUGUGCGCGGACUGACUACAGUGUUUGGUCAAAAAAGUACGCAUUGCAUUGAAUCGCGCGGCACGUUGUAUACCAGAGCCAUUGACUCGUGUACGUCUUGCUUGCAGUGUCGCGUUUUCGCUUGCAAAGGAUCGAACAUUUGCGCGUCAACUCUGGAAAUACUUUGAAAGUCAAGUUACGGAGAAACGCGGCCCGAACGAUGUGUUCAACAUUUUCUCUCUCUGUGUGUGUGUGUUUGACAAUGUACAUAUAGCAUAUUUGUUGUUUGAAUUGUUGUUAUGUUGACUUUCCUCAACCAACAGGGUGUAUCCUAUGGCGUUUCUGAAGGCAAUCGUUCUUCACGGCCUUUGUAAUGGCAUUUAUGCCGUAUUAGUGGCAAAGGGAAAGAGCGUCGGUGCCCGCCUAGCACUGGAACUGUAGGCGUUGUGCGUCGCAAAGUAAUUUAGGUCUCUCUUUGUAGAAGUGAGGGCCUCGCUACAGGUUUUUUUUCUCAAAGGCUCUGACGCUACACGUGCGCGUGUUCCGUGCUCCCGUUGUAUGCGGGGUCUUGGGGGGCGGGGGCUUGUCCGAAAGGACGCGCACCCAGUAUCCAACCAUGUCGACCGCGAGCGCGCGGUUCUGAAAGGUAACGAACGGUUCCAAGUUAUGUUCAGACGAGCAGGUGUUGCUUAGAUGAUUUGGUGGUUAUGCAUUCCAUGAACAUCCUUUCCGACAUUUGUGACCGUAAAGACUUGCGCCCAUGUAUAGGAUAAUUUAUUUUGAGUGUGCGUGAUUAGGGUAAGAGCCUAGUAAUAAGGAAUUGAUGACAAUGUAUCGGCGGCAGUUAUGACUGAAACAGCUGUUUCUCUUCACGAUUUAUUAAGCAAGCGUAACCUGCACUCUUAUUUCGUUCUUUUUUGUUGCCCACCGUGAUCUUUUGUUUCUUCUAUUCCGGUAGACGCUCGCGCUUCUAGAGUGAGCGAGAGCGUAGUGGAAGUGCGAGAGCGUGUUGGCGGUCCAAUCGCAGGCACGGCUGUUCGGAUGUGCUAGUCUCACUGCGAAAGGUAUUGAGAAAAUGCAGCAGCUUGACGUACACAGCUGCCUUAGUUACGCCGUCACUCGAGACUUUGUUGGAAACGACUAUAGGUGCCACACGGAUUUCACGUUUCGUGGGCCGCACGAGCAGUGUGUCGGAGCCCUCGCGCGGCCGCCGCGGCGUUGUGGAAAGGUCCACUCUCUGCGCGAGGGUUCCGGAAGCGCUGUUCGCGGCGUGCCUCUGGUGCGAGCGCUGUCCGCGACUACGUGUAGUCGCGGACAGCAACUCAGCCCGGUGCCCUCUGCUUCGAAGAAGAUGGCACCGAGCUGAGCAAUGGCCGUUGUCUUUCGACGGGGCGCGCACCUCCGAGCACGCGCGUCGGCUCUGGCUUGACCGCGGGCGGCGAGGCUGGAGGGGCACGCGUUGGACAUAUCACGAAGUGGGCUCUCCAGAGGCUGCCUGGUCUCGCACGGGUGUGCGCUGGAGUCGGCGAAGUCUGUAGGUGGGCUGUGUUGGCUGUCGUUCAUUACCCUCGCAGCGCAACCGAAACGAACGAGCGUACACGAGGAGGACAAGUGCGUGUCUUGUGUCCUUUCUAGUUGGUCGAUUUUAUUGGCUCAUUGGCCACAUGUAGUCAAACAGUGCGUGACGCACGGUAAUAACGAUUUGUCAGUCGGACGUAAGGUGUGGAUGUAAUGCGCGGCUGUAAAAAAAAAAAAAAAGGCAGCCUGAGAAACACCGGCUGCAAAAGUGCCUGAAAUAUAUAUCUAAUAAGAGUGUAUGGCCAUGGAUGGCGGUGUAUAGUAUAUUCUAUUAUAUAUCGUGCGAAGUGAUGACACGUAAACAGCUAAAAUUUGCAGCGUUUACAUCUCUCUUGGAACGCGAGGGGUGCGGAGGCACGUGCGGCGCUAUGUGAAGCUGUUGUGCCGCAGCCUCCGACGGGAGGUUGUGUGAUACCCCUGUCACACGGGAAGAUUUAAUGUCAUUCGAAUCGAAUGGCAUUCGAUGCAUCGAAUGCCAUUCGGUCUCUUGCGUUGCUACACAGUAAAAUAUAAUGGCAUUCGCAAAUGAUAGCAAUGACGAUCUGGAACAAAAUUUGUGAAAUUCAAAGAAAUUUGUGCCUAUUAAACGCGUUUAGGAACUUCUGUGAGUACUUUUAAAACCGACGAAAACAUGUUGACGCCAAUCAUCACAAGCCAAGCCACAACUAAAGCCAAGCGCAAAUCCGGUUCGCCCUUCUUAAGUCAUGGAGAUGGUCUUCCCAUAUUUUGAUAAUGGCGAAUGUCUUUUCGGGGCUCCAGUGCUCUUUUUCUUUCGAGUCCGCAGCCGCUGCAGCUGUAGCCAUGGCACCGCACGUCAAACACCGACGAACCAUCACGAGAGUACACAACACCACUGCUGCCGUUGCUAAACAAACACAUCCAAUAUGGCCGACCGCCGUGACAGACUCUUGAUGCAAAGAGUAAUAGCGCGUGAGCACAGCCCGUGAUGAAAAUAUCGUCCCGGCAAAAAUAGUUAUUCUUUUUUUUAAGUCUAAAAAGAUAUCUUCUGACUUUUCUGAUGCAUGCAUCAUUUUUUCGCGUCGCGUGUCGCUGUUGUCUAUCUGGGGCCAAGAGUAUACAUUCGGUUCGAAAUCGAAUGCGAAUGAGUUCCCCUAAAUCAUUCGAUGGCAAAUGUCAUUCCAUUAGAAUGACAUUAAAUUUUCCCGUGUAAAUCCCGAUUAGUGGGAUUAUAUGCGAAUGCCAUUAGAUUCGAAUGACAUUAAAUCUUCCCAUGUGACAGGGGUAUUAAUCACGAAUCGCCGGAGGGGGUACCAUGCCAACAUCGUUUAGGUGUUGCACGACCGAAUUGUUGUCGAACAUAUCGCUUCUGUCUUAUACUUUUGUAGAAAUCUUACCAAAUAAGCGAUCAGAUCAAACCCUAUACGUUCUAAACAUAUACAGCCCUUCAAAAGACAAGAGCCAAGCCGCAUCUAAAUUUAUGGCAAAAGCCUAUAAAUAUGCAAACAGCACCCGCCCUGGGGUUAUCAAAAAUGCGCAAAGAAGGGCACAGAACUCUGGGAGACUGCCAAAGAUCACUGUUUCACCUUCCUAAACGAUCCGGAACGUCCUACACGCAUAGGGAACAGCGUUAGUCGUAAUAUACUUCACCCGAUCCGACUUUCGCCAGAAACAUUGGAAGUGUCAUAUGGGAAAACACAGGCAAAUGUGGGGAGCGAUCAUUUGCAUCUUAACCACCACAAUCUUCUUUAAGGGAUAUUAAAAAUACAAACCCAAGAUAAAGCAUACUAGAUGGGACGCUUUCCGCUACAUCCGCGACAAGCGCGAACCUAUGUCAGUCGCUAACCUCAAAUAAUAGGUGUCCACCCUGGUUCAAGAUACAAACCAAUGAUGGUCCAACACCAGACUCCAGAUGUUGGAUGCACAAAAAAGCCUUCAGAAAACAUUGCUGACACAAUAGCACAACAGAAAUCUGUUAAAACGGAUAGCACAAGUACAAAGGUAGAUUGAGCAGUACUCACUUUCUUAGCCAAGAACACUGGUAUCAUUUGUGCGAUCGCUUAAAUGGACAACUAGAUUGUAAAAACACCUGGUUUAUACUCAAACAUCUAAUCGACUCAAACCAGAUCGUUAUUUUAAUGUCAAUACGACCCCCCCCCUCCCCGCCCCUACUGCGUACACAGGAAGCUGCAUGCAAUGAGGAGUUGGAUAUUGACAUUAAGCGGACGUCCUGGCGGUCCUAAACGAAAUCAAAACCACUGCAGCCGCUGGUGAAGAUGGUGUCACCAACAAAAUACUGCGCAAUUUAUAUACGAUCAUUCAAUCGCCGAAAUUACUCAGCCUUUCGACAGUCACUGGAAGGAAGGCUGAAUUCCCUCCUGUUGGAAGCACGCCAAGGUGAUAUCAAUACUUAAAUCUGGCUAAAAUCUAAAACUGAGAAAUAUUCGAUUUCAUCAACCUCAUGCCUGCCUAAGGCUACGAAACAUGUCAUCUUUAACAGACUGAACGAAUAUGCAGACUGGGAAGGUCUUUUUCCCCAUACCGUGGUAGGUUUUAGACCUAACCUAUUUACACAAGACAUAACGUGACAGACACAAAACGACAUUCUUCAUGCGGGAUACAUCAAAGCGACAGGCACCAUACUUGGGAUGGACGCCAGUAAAGCAUUCGACGCAUGAAUCGAUAUUAACCAACCUGACCCAGAUGUAUGUGGGGCAUCGAACUUUUGGCUACAUUGCAGAUUUUCUCAAAGAGAGAACUGCUGUGAUUCACCUUGGAGAGGUCCAGAGUGAACGUUUUACUAUAGGAACGAGAGACACUCCGCAAGGAGCCGUCCUCUCACCAUUUCUGUUUAACUAUGCAGGCUUUACCCCUCUCCUAAAGAGAAUACCGCACACCAAACAUUCAAUAUAGGCAGAAGACAUUACCGUCUGGACUAACAGUGGUUCAGACGGUGAAAUCACAAACGCACUACAGGAAGCAACGAACACGACACAGAGUUUCGUUAAACAAAACGGUCCAAUAUGCUCCCAUAACAAAUCUGGACUCUUGAUAACAAAAACACAUCUGACAAACCCAGGAGCGCGAAGGAUCAAGCUUCUCCUAUUAGUGUCCAUAUGGAAAGCAGACCAGUCCCCACCUGUGCUAUCUAUUAGGAUACUGGGAAUUUUAAUACAACACAAUACACAUAAUUCAGAGGUCAUUACGAAGUUACGAGCCAUAGCCCGACAAAUGUGCGGCCUAUACUCAGGCGAGUAGCCACGUGACAUAGUGGCAUGACUGAGGCAGGUCUAUGCCGGCUGACCCAAGCUUUCUUGAUCAUCUGCAUAGUAUAUUCUUUUCCCUACUACAAUCUACGACUCGCCGACAAAUCCGCCAAGCAUAUAAAAUCGCACUAGGACUUUCGAGAUACGCCCCCAACUCAAAGAAACUAUACUAGAACUAGGUGUAAAUAACACUCUCUCGAUGAGCUAAUAGAAGCACACAAUACCGAAACGGGUAGAAAUAUUCUACACAGACUAAACCUAAAUUCCGCUAUGAACUCUGAGGGACGAAUUUCGCUACCGAAAACGGUCAGACGACAACUAUAGUAGUCAAACCACUCCCGAAAAACAUGCUUUCGGGCUGACAUGAUGGAAGGCGGCCUGCCAGGGCCAAGGUCCUUCACGAAAAGUACAAAAACGACAGUUUCGUCGCAUACGUGGAUGCGGCCAAGUAUAGAACGAAAGGUGCUACCUCCUGAACGUAGUAGCUGGGAAAGGGCGAAUCAUAAACGCCGCCACAAUUAAAGCACCAUCCGCGCUAUAAAUGCCGAGGAGAUGGCGACAACCCAUGGCCACCACGAACAACAACACUCGCGCGAUCCUUAGCGAUUCUAAAAGAGCUAUCACUAAUUUCGCCAAGGGAAAUAUAAACGUAAAGGCAACAAGAAUCCCAAGAAAUUAUCAAAACGGCAUGCUUAUGUAAACCUAGUAUGGGUACCCGCGCACACUGAGAAUCCCGGGAAUGGGGAGGCGCACCGCGUAGCACAAAGUUUAACUAACUAAUGGGAGGCGCGCCCCCUCCUGCUCAGUUUCCGCUGGGGAGGCGGCGACCUCAGACAGUGACUUGAAAAAUUUCUAUAAAGACUCCAGGCGUGUCUCUCCACCUUCGGAUGACAAUCUCACGAGGGCGCAGGCCACGAUCCUUCGCCGUAUACAAGCAGACUCCUUCACCAGUCCACAAUGACUGGCUGUUUUUGCCAACGGAGAAUUGCCAAAAUUGUGGUUCAAGUGAAUUGGCUACCCAAGAUUACAUCCUGUGGGGAUGCGAGGGUCCCUCUACCUGAAUCGAUCCUGCAAGCUGCCUCAAAACAGACCUGGGAAGAGCUCGUCAGAGCCCCCGAAAUGGAGAAAGCUGGCCAUCGCUGCUUGGGGUGAAGGGGUCGCUUCCAGAGUGGAGCCACCUCGAGGUCCGGGCGCAGAAAUUAAUUUUCUGCAAAUAAAGUUGUCACCACCACUCUGAGCUAAGGAACAAUGCAGGGUGAAGUGAAGGGCGGCUUACGCGCGUUGCGACUGCGCUGCGAGCAAAAUGAUUCAAGCAAACUGGUGCACACAUAUAUCCGGUUUUGGAAGCAAUACCGCCGACGUGGCCCACGGGCGCCGCCCACCGUUGCCGAGGCCUCGCGCGUCUGCAGGCAGGACGCCGUUUGUGGACGACAGCACCGUGUCGCGCACUCGGCGGGGGUCAGUGACGUGUGUUUGUUGUGCAGCGUAAUAAGUGUCUCAUUAGCUUUCUUCGCCACGUACUUUUCUUUAACUGUUUUGAAAGGGACACGAACGAGAAACACUAAAAAAUGUAUACCGAUAACGCAUUCUUUCUAUAUUUAUAAUUGGCUUUAUUAGGUUGUUUAUUGGGCUACAAAAUGAAGAUCGAAGUUCAAUUUUAUUAAGUUUCGCGCCGAAACCUCAGCGUUAGUACGUCACUGUUGCACCACUGAUUUCAAAGUCUCGUGCGAGUGCGCGUGUUCUGGACCACUGCAUGGUGCUUAGCGAAAGUUAAUAAUACCUGCUAUGUUCAGGCGUCGGCUCCUUCGGAAUACGACGCAGCCCGAAUUUACCGAUGAAAAAUUAACUAUGCCCCAUCUGAGGCUGUCAACAUUCGUGGCUUCACGGUCAGCUGCUGUGGGGAACACUUUCGCGUUUUCUGACUUUCCAAAUCUCCUGUCGCAAACAUAUUUUUGGACAUUGUAAGACGGUAAUUUACCGACGCAUCUCAAGCUAUUUCUCUUUUUAGUGUCCCUUUAACACCGAACUAACAGCCGCCUUUCGGUAUCCGCGACCUUUUUUUCUCGCUGUCUACCGUUCAGUUUCGAAUGUGGCCUCACACAUAGCUGUGCCACGUCAGUGUUAUAACUUUGUCGCAUUGUUACAUUGACCACUGCUAAAUGUCGGCACAAGCAAACAGAAAACCUGUGUGUAUCGCAUCCAGAGGUACGUGUCUUACGUGCGUGGUUGUAUAGGCGUGUGUAUAAUAGAGCAGUGAUAUUACGUGAUUGUUUUUUCGGUGUGCUUAUUGUGUGAAGCGAUGGCGGAGGCAGAGAGCCCGUCGAAGACCCAAGAUCUGAGAGCGUUGUUGUUGAAACCGGUGUUAUAUACACGAUUGUACUGUUGACGCAGACACACAAACGCAAAUUAUGCGACUAUAUGUAUAAUGUUGACAUACUAUACGCUGCGCCAAUAAAAGCGAAGUGUUUGACGUGUUCA